Messenger RNA from Annulohypoxylon maeteangense, 1497 nucleotides. RefSeq lists its product as uncharacterized. The record is from RefSeq and is a predicted model, not a curated record. The transcript has a single exon. Lineage: Eukaryota; Fungi; Ascomycota; Sordariomycetes; Xylariales; Hypoxylaceae. The coding region runs from base 607 to 1359 and encodes 250 amino acids.
UGCAUUUCCAUGCCAACUUUGGCCUCGAAAUUAUUGAACGUGGCUAAUCGCCCUGUCAGGGGAAUCUCCACUCCGACUACAGAAUAUGUCAAAAUGGGCAAUGUGGAAUAUGAUUUUGUUAGUUCCGCGCGCCUAUUUGCGCGGAUAGGCAAUACAGUCGGUCCUUAAGUACAACCAGGCAACUGAACGCCUUCGAAGACCUUUCGAGAACGUGCUUGUCGAGAGAUAACACUAAGCAGCUUCCCAAGGACAAUGAAAGUCAUUGUUUAGAAUUCUUUUAAGUAUGCAGCCUUUCGAAUAGACAAUAAUCUAUGAUGUUUCAAAUAAAGCAGUAGAGAAAAGAAUGGUGCCAUCCUGCUUGUUCUCGCUGGCGCGUGGCCAAGAUCAUCCUAUUCGAGUAUAAUGAUCGCCAUCUCGUUGUUCGUCAACAAGAGCAUUGUUCGUGAACAAUGAUGAGAUAGGCGUAGGUAUAUAAGCGGAUUAGCCUAGCCGCGAUACCAUUCAUUUCCCUUUUCUGCACAAACUCAUUAGGAUUCGCACGCUAUCUUCUCAGAGAUAGCGUGGUUUUGUAUUGACGUUCGAAAAGCUUUGGUUUAGCUGUGAGAAAUGGGGUGCUUCGGUAUCUUCAGUCUUCUGCGGAAGAAGAGUAAGCGGUCUCUAUCCACGCAAGACCGCCAGCAGGGGGUCUGUACUGUUCCCAAUGUACCCGUACAAGCUUACCAACCUCAGGGGCGGACAAAAGUUUAUGAAAGUUCCCGGUUCCGGAUGGUAAGAAAUGAUGUUAGGAUAUCGCGAACUAUUCACCGUUCUCCCCAGAGGAUUCUUAUUAGAUCCGAAGCCGAACCUAGACGUUCAAGAUUACCUCGUCGAUUGUCAGACGAUUCUAGUAGCUCUAAUGUGGUAAGAGAUGGACAAGAGCCUCGUAAGACUCGAACUCAGAGUCGAAAGCCUUGGUGGGACUCAACCUACGAGGAACUUCGCGAUGAGUUCGAUAGCUGUCGAGCAAAGGCACCCCAUAUUGACGUAGACUUUCUCUGGCAGGACAGACGUGACAGUCUGGAAGAAGAGUCCAUCCUUGCCGCUAGAGGGCAAAUUUCCUCUCAAGUACGACCUCGAAGGGGCUGCAAGGAAGACUGCCUAUGUUCUCGUUGCUUUGCUCGGCUUUUCAAGGAACACAAGGAACACAAGAAACAAUCGGUUAGCUCGGAUGAUAUCAAGCUGCCGCAGAAUUCCCCAAAGCCGUCCAAAAUCCCAGGACCUGUUAUGAGUACGAGGAGAGAUUCCAAUUCUUCGAGCCGCUCUUCUAGAGCGUCUUCUAGAGCGUCUUCAAGAAGUGCCAGCCCGAGCCGUACUGACUAGCAGACAUCCAAACACAGGAUGUACAGUGUCAGUCGAAGCAUGAGAGGGGAAAGUGAGCACAAAAGGCCAGUCAGAUGUUGUCAGAUAUUCGGAAGAUGAUAAUUUCUUCUGUAAGUAAUUCAUGAUUUCAAUUUUUCC